AUGAAGAUGGUUGUGACUUACUUUUCAGUAUUCGUAUUUUCACGGGUCUCUUCUAAUAACUUUGAGGAAGAAACUGAAUAUUACACGUACAUUGGCACGGAGAAAAUGGGCGGAUUCAGAGGCACACAACAACCCAAAUGUCGCUAUUACAGAAAUCUUUGCAGAGAGUUCUUCUUCUGUUUUGGUAACUGCAACGAGUUCUUGAUUCCAGCCAGCGAUUUAAAUCAUAUUGCUGCUGGAAGUUUGUCUGAAGAACAGAUCAAGAAGUCAAGAGAUAUUAAGGUACUUGACUGUGGAGACCACGAAUUCGUCGGUAACAUCACAUUGGGUACACCAGAUCAGCAGUUUUCUGUCCUACUGGAUACCGGAUCGGCAGAUCUUUGGGUGCCGGGAAAGGAUUGCAAGUGA
Molecule: messenger RNA, 408 nt
Organism: Angiostrongylus costaricensis
Lineage: Eukaryota; Metazoa; Nematoda; Chromadorea; Rhabditida; Metastrongylidae
Source: the annotation of a GenBank genome assembly